Messenger RNA from Fundulus heteroclitus (mummichog), 1599 nucleotides. It is a transcript of the gene eno3, whose product is annotated as enolase 3, (beta, muscle). Gene Ontology annotation, biological process: glycolytic process. The coding region runs from base 119 to 1423 and encodes 434 amino acids. Gene Ontology annotation, cellular component: phosphopyruvate hydratase complex. The transcript has 14 exons. Gene Ontology annotation, molecular function: phosphopyruvate hydratase activity; magnesium ion binding. The record is from RefSeq and is a predicted model, not a curated record. NCBI's taxonomy places the organism in Eukaryota, Metazoa, Chordata, Actinopteri, Cyprinodontiformes, Fundulidae.
CCCUCCCCCUGCACAGCAGGGCUAUAAAGGCCGGCGCAGACGGCGACAGACACUUUCCACGUCAGUCACCGGCCAGAGACGACCCCUCCUCUCUUCCCAGAGCUUCUCUCCAGUCAGGAUGUCCAUCACCAAGAUUCACGCUCGUGAGAUUCUGGACUCCAGAGGAAACCCCACCGUGGAGGUGGACCUGUGGACGGCCAAAGGUCUUUUCAGGGCUGCUGUCCCCAGCGGUGCGUCCACCGGAGUCCACGAGGCCCUGGAGCUCCGUGAUGGAGACAAGAGCCGUUACCUGGGCAAAGGUACCCAGAAGGCUGUGGACCACGUCAACAAGGAGAUCGCCCCCAAGCUGAUUGAGAAGAAAAUCAGCGUUGUUGAGCAGGAAAAGAUUGACAAGUUCAUGCUGGAGUUGGAUGGCACAGAGAACAAAUCUAAGUUUGGAGCUAAUGCCAUCCUGGGCGUGUCCCUGGCUGUCUGUAAGGCGGGAGCCGCAGAGAAGGGAGUCCCACUCUACCGCCACAUCGCCGACCUCGCAGGACACAAGGACGUCAUUCUUCCCGUACCUGCCUUUAACGUGAUCAACGGUGGGAGUCACGCUGGAAACAAACUGGCCAUGCAGGAGUUCAUGAUUCUGCCUGUUGGAGCUUCAAACUUCCAUGAGGCCAUGAGGAUCGGAGCAGAGGUCUACCACAACCUGAAGAACGUCAUCAAGGCCAAAUACGGCAAAGAUGCCACCAACGUGGGAGAUGAAGGAGGCUUCGCCCCAAACAUCCUGGAGAACAACGAGGCCCUGGAGCUGCUGAAAACAGCCAUCGAGAAGGCCGGCUACCCAGAUAAGAUCAUCAUCGGCAUGGAUGUGGCUGCCUCUGAGUUCUACCGCAACGGCAAGUACGACCUGGACUUCAAGUCCCCCGACGACCCGUCCAGACACAUCAGUGGAGAGAAGCUGGGAGACCUGUACCGCAGCUUCAUCAAGGGCUACCCAGUCCAGUCCAUCGAGGAUCCCUUUGACCAGGAUGACUGGGAACAGUGGGCUAAGUUCACCUCUUCUGUAGACAUCCAGAUUGUAGGAGACGACCUGACAGUGACCAAUCCUAAGAGGAUCCAACAGGCAGUGGAGAAGAAGGCCUGCAAUUGUCUUCUGCUCAAAGUCAACCAGAUCGGCUCUGUCACCGAGUCCAUCCAGGCGUGUAAGCUGGCUCAGAGCAGUGGUUGGGGUGUGAUGGUCAGCCACCGUUCUGGAGAGACUGAGGACACCUUCAUCUCUGACCUGGUGGUUGGACUGUGCACUGGACAGAUUAAGACCGGCGCCCCCUGCAGGUCAGAGCGUCUGGCCAAAUACAACCAGCUGAUGAGGAUCGAGGAGGAGCUGGGAGACAAGGCCAAGUUCGCCGGCAAAGACUUCCGCCACCCAAAGAUCAACUGAGACCCGCCUUACCUGCUGCCACCGUGGCCUCUGACUGACACCGGCGGUCCCUGAAGACCCCCCCCCCCCCCGCAGGGGGGAAGUCACGGGGUUCUGGCUCCACCCUGCCGGCUGUUAUUCCAUAACCAAUGUUUUCUAUAAAAGUAAAGAGAAACAAAUAAAAGCAUUUGUCCUGA